AUGAUGAUCAAUAUACUCAAGAGAUCAAAUAUCACAAAACAGCUCAUCGAAUCUAAUAAAUCUGCGAUUUUGAAUUCAUUUAGAUAUUAUUCAUCAUCAUCAAAUAAUAACAAUGGAAAUAAAGUUGGAUUCGAAAAUUUAAAGGAUUUCACAGAUCAAUUCAAGAAUCCAAAACCAUUCGAUUACAGUCAACCAAUUGAUUAUGGAUUCAUUUCAAAGGAGUUGAAUCUACCGAUUUCAGAGAAAGGUAUCAAUUUAGAUAAGAAUCAACUCGCUAGCUUGGGUAUCGAUAUGGAUUUGUCGACAGCAGAGAAUCAUCAGGGUCUCAUUCAGUUGGAGCGUCUUCUUCGUACACCAGAGGGUAAGAGUUACCUCAAUCUGCUGAUCGCCGACAUCAAGUCGUCGUUCAACAUCGAAUCAGAGGAGCAAAUGAAGAUUCGUGUCAAGCAGCUGACCGACGAAUACUCGCUGAAGCUCGGUGACAAUGUCAAGAUCGAUCAAUUCAUCAAGGAGAAUCCCGAUCAGACCAAACUCAGCGCUCACCAACGUGACAUCGUAAACGAUUAUAUCGAGCGUCAUCCAUACAUCAAACACAUUCGUCAGACCGCACUCAUCAUGGAUCUGGUGGAUCUCGUCGAAGUCUACAACAAGUCGGACUCGCAGACAUUCCAAGCAGAGUUUGACAAGAAAUUCCUCAUCAAAGGACAAGACAACGCUGAGCUCUCACGUGAAUCCGAGAAGAAUUUGCGUGACCAACAAUUCGUUGGCCAAGAAGAAGUCGAUGACGACCAACUCUUUGCCGAGUCGACCGACAAACAGAAAGCACAAGACAACAUCUUGCGUAUGAUUAAAUCCGACCAGUUGCCAGCGUAUCUCGACCAGCUGUUCCUGAGUGCACAACAGACACUCGUGCCAAAGUCGGCGGAGCAAAUGGAGCGUGAAGCAACCGAUCCAAUGUUCAACGAGUUGCGUGCAAUCGAAGCGGACUUUAACGAGCCGUUGUUCCCCGAUGCCGACCUCGUCAAGCCGGUCGAGAUGCAAGAGCAAGCCAAAGAUCCAAAGUCGUUCCUCAAGUACUACCAACUCUACCCGGCCAAAGUCAGAAAGUGGAUCGACUACACACACACACCACUCGGUUUCUACACUGGUCUCGGUGUAUGGUACAACUUCCCAGAGUGGUACUCCAAGAAUUUCCCAGCGAUGAAGCCAGAGCAGAUCGUCACAGAGGAGAGCGUCUCCUCCAAGUUCGAAGAGAAGGAGCUACCAGAGGACUUGAGAGAGGUCUACCGUUUCGGUGUCACCAAAGAGGAAGCAGAGAUUCUUCAUCCAAAACUCAGAGACUUCCUUUCAUUCCGUAACGCCUCACAGGGUGAAGUCAACGCAUAUAGAAGACAAGUUUGUAUUCAAAAGUUCGGUAACGAUAAAAAUGAUACUGGAUCAACUUCAGUUCAAAUUGCAAUCUUUACUGAAAGAAUUAAUUAUUUAGAAGCACAUAUUCAAAAGAAUAACAAAGAUAACGUUGCAAAGAGAAGACUAUCAUUAUUGCAAUCAAAGAGAAAAUCAAUGAUUAACUAUCUAAAGAGCAAGAAUGUCGAAGAGUAUUUCCGUGUAACAAAGGAUUUGAAGAUUAGAAACUCAAUUUUAUAA
This is a messenger RNA of Heterostelium album PN500, 1647 nucleotides long. Its product is annotated as uS15 family ribosomal protein. Gene Ontology annotation, cellular component: ribosome. Gene Ontology annotation, molecular function: structural constituent of ribosome. Gene Ontology annotation, biological process: translation. The record is from RefSeq and is a predicted model, not a curated record. The transcript is spliced from 3 exons. The coding region runs from base 1 to 1647 and encodes 548 amino acids. NCBI's taxonomy places the organism in Eukaryota, Evosea, Eumycetozoa, Acytosteliales, Acytosteliaceae.